Molecule: messenger RNA, 725 nt
Organism: Talaromyces proteolyticus
Lineage: Eukaryota; Fungi; Ascomycota; Eurotiomycetes; Eurotiales; Trichocomaceae
Exons: 2
Coding region: 77-289 (70 amino acids)
Source: RefSeq, a predicted model, not a curated record
CGGUAACCAACUCUUCGCAAAAGGUAUUCGAGUUUGAAGGUGGAAAUGCGAAUUGGGGAUGAUACAGUCAUGACUGAUGCACCGACAGGAGGCCCACAGAUUUUUCCUGCAAUUUAAGCACCAAUUCCCAGUACUACCCUUACAGCAGAAAGAAGUUCUAGCGUUGUCGAUGAAACUUCCCAUACUUUCAGCCGUGCAGAAACAGGUAAUCCAGGACCUAAUUGCACUGCAUUCCUGGGUUCAGAAGCCUCAGUUUCUAGGUAGCAAUCGAAUGGAUUUUCAGAGUUAGUAUGGUCAUGGCUGCAGGAAGAAGACACUUGGGCUCCGAAUUUCGCCUGGAUGAUCAAGUUGAAUGGAAGAAGUAGCUACAUGGCAAAGUUUCUCUAGAACCUCCAGCUGCUCGGAAUGGUGUGCUUACAGACACAAUCCAAAGAUAUCUAAAAUACGAUGGCGCCGCUCUCGGUCGAAAUGCUCUGGGAAUUGUUGUUUCGCAGAAACUUGAUUCAUUGAACAUUGACUACGCCAUAAUGUGAGGCGCUGCCACCUGUUUGUGGAGCGUAACCCUGACUCGAAGGACUGAAGAUGAGCUUUUAAAAAUCCAGUAUAUUUCUUUAAGUUGGUUUAGCUGCUCUAUACUUGCAGUUCUAUAUUUUAUGCUUCUAUAUUUUUAUUGUCUUAUUCCCGUUUCUUGCCGCAGCUGGUAUAGUCUUAAUCUGGUUUCCUUG